Lodderomyces jiufengensis is the source of this 309-nucleotide messenger RNA. It is a transcript of the gene RBR1, whose product is annotated as Rbr1p. The coding region runs from base 1 to 309 and encodes 102 amino acids. NCBI's taxonomy places the organism in Eukaryota, Fungi, Ascomycota, Pichiomycetes, Serinales, Debaryomycetaceae. The record is from RefSeq and is a predicted model, not a curated record. The transcript has a single exon.
AUGCAAUUCUCAACUACUUUAAUCUUAUCAGCUAUCUUUGUUGCAGUCAAUGCCGCUGAUUCAUCAUCAGGUGGUGUUUUAGCAAAAGCUACUUCAGCUGUUUCAUCAGGAGUUUCAUCAGUUACUGGUGGUGCUGCCUCAUCAGCUUCAUCAAAAGCUUCAUCAGCUACCGGUGGUGCUGCUUCAUCAGUUUCUUCAGCUGCUGCUUCUAAAGUUUCAUCUGCUACUGGUGGUUCAAAAAACAAUGCUGAUAUUGCAGGUGUUGGUGCUGGUUCAUUAGCUGCAAUUGCUGGUUUAUUAUUAUUAUAA